CCCCGAGCGAAAAAAAAAAAAAAAAAUCGCAUAUAAACUGGAUCUUUAUUUUAGGUCGGAACUUUUCAAUCUCUACCCACCCCCAUAGUUCACAACAAUACCUAAACCCACACACUUGAGCGUCCUCAACCAUGUUAGAACACAUCACUUUGAGCACUACGCUGCAGAAGCAAAUCGAUACCCUCGAGAAGGAGCGCAAGGAACUCCAGGACACGUUCCUUUCUGUGUAUAAAAACGAUGAAGACGAUGAAACGGCUGAAGUAACGCUCAAGUUGGACCUCUUCCUGACAUCAAAGCUCUGGAUCCAAUCUGGCAACUCCAUUCGCAGGUACUGCGACCUGCUACUUUUCGAAGACCAGGCACGCGCAGAACAGAUCCGAACACUCACAGAGACCCUCGUCAGCUGCAACACUGCGGCCGAACACCCAACACACUCGAUUCAAAUCGCCAAGGACGAAAAGGUCGAACUCGCGCGGAUCGCCAAGGCUGGGAAAGUGGAGCUUGCUCAGAUUAGCAAGGCUGAAAAGGUGGAACUUGCUCAGAUUAGCAAGCACAAAGACCUGGAAGCCAUGAAAAUCGACCACGAUACAACGAUUCGAUUAGCGGAACUGGCGCAACAGGAGAGAAUAAGGCUUAAGGAACUAAGACUUCGAGGGGUCGAGCUGGAGAAGGAGACGAUGCUGAUGUCUGCGGAGCUUGGGUUGGAAGCCGAGGUAGUAAAUGCAAAAAGGGAGAAGCAUGCUCAAGAGAUGCACACGAACGAACACAAGGCGUUGGCGAGUUCGGAUCGAGUGCAGCACACGACAGCGACGAAUGCGGCCACGAGAGUUACAGAAGACGUGUCUGUUGCAGGUACAUAUGAUGCUUUGGAGGCGAAUACAGACGCAUACAUCAACGUGGGAGCCUGUGUGGACGAGGUUCGAGGUGAUCUGGGAGGGACGCUCGUGUUGGCAUCGCCGGCGAGCAAAGCACAGGACGAGAUGACACGCGAAGCAGCAGUUCAGUCUGGGAUGUCUUUGGCGGAUGGAGGUCAUCCAGGCAAGGUUGAAGGACCGGAAGAUACGACGCCUGGGGCAGCUGCGCAUGGACCAUCCACGGAGGAAAACCUUUUUCCAGAGCAGAACGAGGAAUUCAAGACCGAGGCUACGAGUUUCGAGGAGACCAUAGAAGCCGGAGAGAUCUGCGACGACGAAAACUCAGUAUUCGUAGAGUGGUUAAGGCAGUGGCAUAAGCGCUAUUAGCAGAUCGAUAGCGCCACAAUGCUUUGUAUGUGCAUCAUGGGUAGUUCUCAAUAAAACUAUCUCCGAACGGACAAAUGAAUUGCAAACAAUAAAGAAGUUUAACUUUAAAAGAA
Messenger RNA from Gamsiella multidivaricata, 1354 nucleotides. RefSeq lists its product as uncharacterized. Bases 132 to 1241 code for a protein of 369 amino acids. The record is from RefSeq and is a predicted model, not a curated record. Lineage: Eukaryota; Fungi; Mortierellomycota; Mortierellomycetes; Mortierellales; Mortierellaceae. The transcript has a single exon.